ACAUUUUACAUUAUUUUUAUGUUAUUUAUCUUAAUAUCAUUUAUUGCUAUUACAAAUUUACAAUGGUGAAUUGUAAUAAAAGGGAAGACGAUAAAACAACGACACUGAUAGGAUUGGCCUGUAAACAGACUACGAAAUGUUCAAGCUUAUGUUUUUGUCGUAACUUUGAACAAGAAUUAUUUCAAAGUGAUCAUGAAAAGUUCUUUGGAGCAUAUAGAAUGUGGCCUGAGCAAUUCAAUUUGCUAGUAAAUUUGCUUCAUCCUCAUUUUAAGAAGAACAUCUUCAAACCUUCUCUUCCUACAGAGCUACGCCUAGCUGUCACUUUGUUGUACUUAUCUCAGGGUGAUAACGCUAAGUUAAAACACGCAAAAUUUGGAAUAGGCAAGAUAACUGUUCAUAAAAUAGUGAAUGAGACUUGUUGGGCAAUUUGGACAACUUUACAGCCAAUUGUUUUAAAACCUCCUAGUAAAGAGGACUGGAUAUCCAUCAGUGAAGAUUUCAUGAAAAAGUGGCAGUUUCCAAACUGUCUAGGAGCAUUAGAUGGGCGUUAUAUGACAAUUCAGGCCCUGCCUAAUUCUGGAUCAGCAUUCUACAAUUACAAACAAUGGCUGCGUUCAGCAGAAAAACCCCAAUUUUUCAAUAUGAUAUUACUUGCUAUUUGCGAUGCAACAUAUAAGUUUACAUGGAUCAAUAUUGGACAACGUGGUUCUACAAAUGAUGGAGUAUGGGCAAAUACUAACCUUGAAAGUUAUUUGGUUGCAGGCGAUUUACUCUUGCCAGAUCCCACUUUACUUCCAGGGACAAAUACUCCUUUUCCCUUUGUUUUUAUCGGUGAUGAAACUUUUCCUCUAUCGAUACAUAUGAUGCGGCCCUAUCCUAACGAAAAGCUGACUGAUGAUAUGAGGAUCUUUAAUUAUCGCUUAUCACGUGUACGACGCACAAUAGAGAAUACUUUUGGAAUUUUGACUGCGCGAUGGCGUAUCUUACACAAACCUCUUUACAUGUCAAUAACCAACUGCGAAAAUGUGUUGAAAGCCCUCGUCUGCCUACACAAUUUUAUUAUGCUUGGGGAAGAACAUGAACCUAUAAACAAUCGUCAGUAUUGUACAACAGAUUUAAUUGAUAUUGAGGAAGAUGGUGAUAUUAGGAAAGGUCAAUGGAGGCAGCAAUAUUCCCCACAUUUUAUUGAACUAAGUCAAAUGGAUGCUAAUCAUUCUACAGCGGAUACAGAUUCUAUAGCAAAGGAAAUGAGAAAUACUCUUAAAGAAUACUUUAUUUCUUCAACUGAUAAAGCUCAGGCUCUAUAG
Molecule: messenger RNA, 1307 nt
Organism: Cyphomyrmex costatus
Lineage: Eukaryota; Metazoa; Arthropoda; Insecta; Hymenoptera; Formicidae
Exons: 4
Coding region: 63-1307 (414 amino acids)
Source: RefSeq, a predicted model, not a curated record